UGUUGCUUGAUUGUUGCCACUCUGCGUUCUUACUUUGACCUUUAGCGUCGAAGGACAAUUGGCCAAAGGCUUACAUAUUGCACAUCUUACUUCGCACCUUACAUUAUCCAACAAUGGCCCGUAAUGAAGAGAAAGCACAGUCGAUGUUGUACCGUUUCCGAGAGGCUCAAGCAGCUGAACUCGGCCUCGGAACGCGCGCAGAUCGUCGUCCGAAGAUGGCGAGCGGCUGCAAAAGUCUAAGAGAGUGCGAACGGUGGAGAGGAGAAAUUCUAAGGGAGCUAAGUCGGAAAGUGUCCAAGAUUCAGGAUGCUGGUUUGACUGACUACGAAGUUCGAGAUGUAAACGAUGAGAUCAACAAAUUGAUGCGGGAGAAGCGGCAUUGGGAGAACCAGAUUAUUGCGUUGGGAGGUGCCAACUAUCGCCGGAAUGUAGCCAUGCUUGACGAUGAUGGGAAGGAGGUACCUGGGACGAAAGGAUACAAAUACUUUGGCCGGGCAAAGGAUUUACCAGGCGUGAAAGAACUUUUCCAGAGCAAAAAGCAAGAGGAGGAAGAAGAAAACCAAGCGCUUGCAUUCUAUAAAAAGUUUAUGAACCAGGGCCCUGCAUACUUUGGCGACCUGGACGAAGCAGAUGGGAAGUUGUUGGAGUAUGAACGUCAAGCAGAGGAAGCAGAAUGGCGAGAUGAAUAUACGAACGUCCGGGAGAUCCUCGACCUUCCUCUUGACGACCCGAUACCAAAAAUACCUCGUGGAUCAUCGGCAAGCUCGUCACCACUCCUAACAAACGGGUCGUCACUACCUCAACCUCCACCAAAUGCUAAACGUAAAGCCCAGGAGGAAGAUGUCGAGAUGGACACGGUGAAUGCGGAUGCAGCUGUACCUGACCAGGCAAAACGGCCCCGAAAAGCUGAUGCGGAUGGCUCAACGAAGGCAGAUGUCAUCCCCUCGAGUGGAGUCGCAGAUUCAAUGCGCACACAUGCGAGCGCAGCCGCUGCUUAUCUGGGAUUUUUGUCGGCGGAAGAUCUGAUGCCGCCGACGCUUCCGACAAGAGAAGAAAUGGAGGGCGUAUUAUUGGCCCUAAGGAAACAAGCACUGGUGGAAGAGUAUUUUGGGGAGUAGUCAGAGUGUCCAUGUACGAUUAUAGGUUGUUAAUAUGUCCACUGAUCUCUGCUACUUCACAGUCUUCUACGCCCCCAAACUGUUUCUUGCAUGUCUCUCGACAGGAAUGCCAUCUGAAGUUGAUUAUUCAUUCCUUUCCACAAAACAGACUUCAUGAUGUCAGACCGUGUACGAACGGUCUGCGAGGAGACCAUUUAGAGUGCGCAGUGCUCGCAGGUUAUGGCA
This is a messenger RNA of Suillus clintonianus, 1343 nucleotides long. RefSeq names its product Isy1-like splicing factor. NCBI's taxonomy places the organism in Eukaryota, Fungi, Basidiomycota, Agaricomycetes, Boletales, Suillaceae. Bases 114 to 1118 code for a protein of 334 amino acids. The record is from RefSeq and is a predicted model, not a curated record. The transcript is spliced from 5 exons. Gene Ontology annotation, cellular component: post-mRNA release spliceosomal complex; Prp19 complex; post-spliceosomal complex. Gene Ontology annotation, biological process: mRNA 3'-splice site recognition; generation of catalytic spliceosome for second transesterification step.